Molecule: messenger RNA, 3370 nt
Organism: Rhineura floridana
Lineage: Eukaryota; Metazoa; Chordata; Lepidosauria; Squamata; Rhineuridae
Gene: MLXIPL
Product: MLX interacting protein like
Exons: 17
Coding region: 119-2659 (846 amino acids)
Biological process (GO): regulation of transcription by RNA polymerase II
Cellular component (GO): nucleus
Molecular function (GO): RNA polymerase II cis-regulatory region sequence-specific DNA binding; DNA-binding transcription factor activity, RNA polymerase II-specific; protein dimerization activity
Source: RefSeq, a predicted model, not a curated record
GGCUCCACCUGCUAACAAAGGUGUGGCAUUGCAAGGUGUGCCCAUGUGGCACGAGCUGAGAUUGCAGAGGGGAGCCUGGCACUGUCCUUGACAGCCAGGGCCCCCUACUCUGCCCUCCAUGGCAGCGAUCCAGGCAGGCCCUUCUGCGCUUUACCUGGAACCACAGAUGGGACCAGCAGACGACUCCGAUUCGGAUUCUGACAGCCCGGUCCCCAGUGGCCCUGGCCCCGGCCCGGGCCACCCUGCCUGCCCCCAAGUGAUCCACAGCGGGCACUUCAUGGUGUCCUCUCCGCACAGCGAUGCCAUGCCGCGCCGGCGCCACCACCCGUCUGAGGCAGAAGCCCGCGAUUCUCCGAGCAUCGACCCCACCCUCACGCGGCUCUUUGAGUGCAUGAGCCUGGCCUACAGUGGGAAACUGGUGUCCCCAAAGUGGAAGAACUUCAAGGGGCUGCGGCUGCUUUGGCGAGACAAGAUCCGCCUCAACAACGCCAUUUGGAGAGCCUGGUACAUCCAGUAUGUGGAACGCCGGAAGAACCCCGUCUGUGGGUUUGUCACCCCCUUGGAUGGCUCGGAGGCAGAUGACCACCGGAAGCCAGAGGCUGUUGUGCUGGAAGGAAAAUACUGGAAGCGGCGCAUUGAGGUGGUGAUGAAGGAGUAUCACAAGUGGCGGAUUUACUACAAAAAAAGGCUCCGCAGGUUCAGCCAGGAUGAAGAGAGCUUCAGCCCCAAACCAGAUGGCGGGGCUUGCAGGUCGCCAGAGAACUGGUGCGACCAGCUCUUCUCCAACAUGGUUCCAAUGCUGCUGAGGGACAAGGAAGAAGAGGCCGGGGGGUCCCCACUUUUUGAUAUGGACAGCUUCUUGUCGGACAUCUCUGACACCCUCUUCACCAUGACCCAGGCCAGCUGCCCUCCUCAGCCAUCCCCGGAAGAAACCUACACGGGCAACGCGGACAUGAUCCAGCCAGACUUGGCCCCGUUGCAGCCGAAUCUCGACGAUUUCAUGGAGAUAUCUGAUUUCUUCUCUACCCCUCGGACGCUGCCUGCACAGAACUACCAGGACCAGACUAGUUUUGUGCCAGACACCCUGUUUGGUACUGGUGGCGGCACCCUCCUCCCCAGCCCUGUGGACACUUUGCCUCCCCCAGGCCCUGACAGUUCUCCUGGCCUGCCCAGCGCUCGGCUCCAGCCGGCAGGAGAUCGCUCUACUCCACUUGGCUCAUCUGGGGCCUUCCUUGGCUCUGAUCUUCUGCCAGCCCCACUGCCCUCAACGCCCCGCAGCAGCCUUGGCCCUGACCUCAAGCAUAAGCCAGUACUGCCUUACACAUUCCCCAGCAAGUGGCUCACCCUGGACCCCUACGACUCCUAUUGCCCUGCCCCACUGCUGAGCCCGGAGGCAGGGCACCUGGCCUCUUCCGCCCUGCGUCCCAAGUUCCACUACCCACCCUCCACGCCGUGCUUCCCCCCCAACACCCCUGGCUAUGGCAUGGACCUGCCUUCGGGAUACCCCCCUCCGUUCAGUGCCCCCCAUCUGCAUCCUGGUAUCCCCAGCGGCCCCAUGUUUGGCACUGGUGCCCGAGGGCAGCCCCAGCCUGGGAGCGAGAGGCCAAAGACGAAGGUGGCAAACGCCAAGAGCAAGAGGCCCCCACUCGUGGCAGUGCCAAACCCGUGUCUGACGCAGCUGCUGUCCACAGCUAAACCGGAGCCUAGACUAGAGGAUUUGCCUGAUCCCAGCCACACCCUGCUGCCGCCCGUGCCUGAAGCCCUGCAAAACACCUUUUGCGAAGAGCCGGCCAGCUUCUUGCCCAGAAUGGCCCAGCUUAGUCCUCGUCUCUCCUCAGUCUCCAGCCCCUCGCAGUCCAUCCCGAUCACGCUGCCAGCGGGAUCCCUGUGGGUCCCCAAGACGGAACGCCUCUCCCCUACCCCUGCCUGUGCCAGUAAUCGGAGGAUGUCGGGGCAGGGAUCCCCAGUCUCCAUUGAGGGGAUGAUUUCAUCCCCUUCCUACUCCUGUAGCCGGAACAGGACAGAGCCAAGCAAGACGGAGAGCCGCCGGAUCACCCACAUCUCGGCCGAGCAGAAGCGCCGUUUCAACAUCAAGCUUGGCUUUGACACACUGCACACGUUGGUGAGCACCCUGAGCGCCCAGCCCAGCCUCAAGGUCAGCAAAGCCACCACUUUGCAGAAGACGGCGGAAUACAUCGGCAAGCUGCAGCAAGAGCGGGCUGCCCUGCAGGAUGAGGCGCAGCACCUGCGGAAUCAGAUCGAGGAGCUGAACACUACCAUCAACUUGUGCCAGCACCAGCUGCCUGACACAGGGGUGCCCAUCACCCGCCAGCGCUUUGACCAGAUGCGGGACAUGUUUGACGAGUACGUCCGCUCUUGCACCUUGCAGAACUGGAAGUUCUGGGUCUUCAGCGUCAUCAUGAGGCCGCUCUUCGAAUCCUUCAAUGGGAUGGUCUCCACCAGCAGCCUGGAGAGCCUCAGCCAAACAUCUCUGGCCUGGCUGGAUCAGUACUGCUCCCUCCCGGCACUGCGACCUACUGUCCUGAGUGCCCUUCGCCAGCUGAGUGUUUCCACUUCGAUCCUGACCGACCCGGCGGGCAUCCCUGAGCAGGCGGCCCAGGCAGUGACGGGGGCAGGGCCCAGCAACAGUUCUUCAUAGCCCCGAGGGAUGAGGUCCUAGCCAGGGCCGUUGCCUGGACCAGCAACAAGAUCUGUCCCCCCUGCAGAUGAACUGCUUGCAGAAAGCAGCCUGGAAGGAGGCGGUCUGCGCUGGCCGGCCUGUCCUCUGCCUGGAAGGGAAGCCCACAGCGGAGGCUUCUUUACCUUGGCAGGCCGUUCUGUGCCUUUGCUAGCAACCACAGCUGCAAAUCCACUGGGCACAACUUAAGAAAGCCACCAUUGUGGCAUUCUCCACCUCUUCUUGGCCUCAGCUUGGCCAGUGCGUGUGUGGGGGGGUGAUUUUGCCUCCGGACCUUGCAUGGGCUAUGCGCUUUCUCUUGCACACGGUGCGGACACUCUCCAGUUUCUGCAACAGCCACAAUGGUACUGUGCCACUUUUCCGGUCAUGGUGGAUGACCAUGAUGGAUGCCUUUUUCCUCUGUAGAAUCUUGCUUGCCUUCAAUGACAGCUGGAACUCUGAGAAGUGCCCGCAAUGCAGCUUAACCCCCUUGUGCCUUAACCCCCAUUUUUACCAUUUUUACAGGAGACAAACCUGGUCUUUGUGUCUCGUUUAGGGAUGUGCUAUAAUUCUGCCCAAUUUGGAUUUCCUACUGAAUGUCCAUUAAUUUGCUUAUUCUCUGUCUUUGCAGAUCAGAUUUUUAAGUAGUGAUUUUCCACUGAUAUUUUUGAAAAUAUUUUUUUAAAAAACCCA